AUGCGUUGGCAUAAGGAGGGACUGGUCCAAGAUGGAAAAAUGCGACACCCUGCUAACUCCAUGGCAUGGAAGCACGUGGAUGAAAAGUAUGAGGAUUUUGCAUUGGAUCCUCGUAAUGUAAGGUUGGGUCUUGCAUCUGAUGGCUUUAAUCCAUUUGGGAUGAUGAAUGUGACAUACACUAUAUGGCCUGUGAUCCUAAUACCUUACAAUUUGCCUCCUUGGUUGUGUUUAAAACAACCGUUCUGGAUGAUGUCAAUGUUGAUACCAGGGCCAAAAUCUCCUGGCUGGAGCACAAAAGGCAAGUUUGCAUGUCCAUACUGCAAUAAGGAUACUGACUAUUUAUGGUUGAAAUUUGGGUCCAAGCACUGCUACAUGGGUCAUCGCCGUUUUUUGCCAAUGGGCCACAAGUGGCGCCGCAACAAGAUUAGCUUCAACAACAAGGUGGAAACCAGGGACGCUCCAGUACCGCUGACUGGUGAACAGGUGAUGCAGCAGUAUGAAAGCUUUGAGCAAGUGACAUUUGGGAACGCCUCAAAAAAGAGGAAGCAACGUGAGGAAGAAACCAGAUGGCACAACUGGAGGAAGAAAAGUAUUUUUUUUGAAUUGCCGUACUGGGAAACAUUGCUUGUAAGGCAUAAUUUGGAUGUGAUGCAUAUUGAAAAAAACAUUUGUGAGAGCAUACUAGGGACUUUGCUUGGCAUGGCUGGUAAAUCAAAGGAUAGCGAAAAGGCUCGCCUUGACAUGGAAGAAUUGGGCAUGAGAAAGGAUCAACAUCCUUUGGUGAAGAAUGACAAGUACACUUUGCCUCCUGCAUUGUACUCUCUAGGCCCGGAUGAGAAGACAUAUUUAUGCAAAUUUCUUCAAGGUGUGAAGAUGCCUGAUGGUUAUGCCUCUAAUAUCAAGAGAUGCGUGGACAUGACAAGGUUACGUAACAUAUUGCCAGAAGAGGUUGUUAUCCCAUUGAUUGAGCUUAGUAGGUUCUUCAAUGAAAUAUGUUCAAAGGAGUUGAGCACUGAAGAGUUAGAUAAACUGAGCAUUUCAAUUAGAGAAACUCUUUGUUGUCUUGAAAUGAUCUUCCCACCAGCUUUCUUUGAUAUCAUGAUGCAUUUGCCGGUUCAUCUUGCUGAAGAGGCUAAACUAGGAGGACCUGUAUGCUAUAGAUGGAUGUACCCAAUUGAGAGGUAUCUGCGUACUCUUAAAGGCUAUGUGCGGAACAAAGCGUACCCUGAAGGUUCAAUAGCUGAGGGAUAUAUCUUAGAGGAGUGCAUGACAUUUUGCUCUCGCUUCUUGGAAGAUGUUGACACCAAGAUGAACCGUCCAGAGAGACACGAAAGUGCCACCAUAAAUGAACCACCAUCUGGUCUAAGCAUAUUCGGCAACAUUGAUUAUACUAAGAAAGGAUUUACAUUGGAGACCAUUCCUAAGACAUAUGUGCAACGCAUGAGGCACUGGAUAUUAACAAAUUGUGAUGAGGCCAUUCCCUGGGUCAAGAAACAGUCAGUCAGAAAUGUUGAGCAGCGUCAUAGGGAGCAAUUUGUAGGCUGGUUCGAGCCUCAAAUAGAGAAGAAUCUGAGUACACAGAAUAGUGGUGUUGUUGUGAGAGGCGAUGGUAGUGCUGGCGACAUCAACUGGUAUGGUGUUGUUAAAAAGAUUUAUGCACUUGAUUUUCCAACCCAAAAGGAAGUCAUCCUGUUUGAAUGUAACUGGUACGACGUAGCUGCUACUAGUAAGAGCAAAGGUAGAGGAUUUAAAAGGGACCAGUAUGGGAUUAUCGACAUUGAUGCAUCUCGAUUGCGAUAUCUAAAUGAUCCUUACAUUUUGGGCGCACAAGCUGAGCAGGUGUUUUAUGUGAAAGGUACCAAGAGACCAGAUUUGUGCACUGUUAUCACAAUGAAGCCUAGAAAUUUAUUCGCCAUGCCAGACUCAGUACAUAUAGAUAACGAGGGAGAAAUUGAUGUUGACUCACUAGAUGUCAGAGUGGAAGACAUGAUAGAUUCAUGCAGACAUGCAGAGUUGACAAAUUGGACUAGGUCGGGUAUUGAAGGUGUUACUGGUGAUGCUUCUAUUAUUAAAAAGGCGCAUGCUGAUUCUAUACCUGAACCACCAGCUAUUGACAUAGCAGACGAUGAAGAAGAUGACACCUCCGACGACUAUAUUGAUGAUGGAUAUGUAGCACCAGUGAAUUCUAACGUUGAAGGACCUGAUUGUGCAUUUUUCAUAUAG
Messenger RNA from Panicum hallii, 2223 nucleotides. RefSeq lists its product as uncharacterized. Bases 1 to 2223 code for a protein of 740 amino acids. The record is from RefSeq and is a predicted model, not a curated record. NCBI's taxonomy places the organism in Eukaryota, Viridiplantae, Streptophyta, Magnoliopsida, Poales, Poaceae. The transcript is spliced from 5 exons.